AUGCAAGUGGGCCAAAUAGCCAAUGCCCUUAAUAAUUGCCUCCUAGGAAACCUACCUAGCAUUACUAAGUCUAACCUUAUGAGGGAUGGAAAAGAGCAUUGCAAGUUUAUAGCCCUUAGGAGUAGGAAAACCCUUAAUGUUGAAAUUGUCAAACCCACUCCUAAUGUAUUCCUCAAGAAACCAUUGGUGGAAUUUCACAAUCAAAAAGAGGAUAAGCAAUUUGAGAAGUUUAGGGAAGUUUUUAAGAGUCUCCAAAUCACAAUUCCUUUUACUAACACUGUUGAGCAAAUGUUGAAGGGUUGUGAUAGCAUUGUACUCACUGAAGAGAGUAGCAUUAUUUUGCAAAGAAGCUUACCACUUAAGCUUAAAGAUCCAAGGAGUUUUACUAUUCGUUGCACUAUUACCAACCUUUAUAUUGGUAAAGCUCUUUAUGAUCUUAGUGCAAGUAUUAAUUUAAUGCCUCUAUCUCUUUUUAGGAUACUUGGAUUAGGUGAUACAAAGCCUACUUCAAUAACCAUUCAACUUGCUAAUAGGUCUCUUAAGCACCCAAAAAGAGUCAUUGAGGAUGUUUUUGUGAAAGUAGGUAGACUUAUCUUUCCAGUAGAUUUUGUGGUAUUGUAUAUGAUGGAAAAUAAAGAGGUUCCAAUUAUAUUGGGUAGACCUUUUCUAGCUAUUAGAAAAGGCACUCAUUGA
This is a messenger RNA of Durio zibethinus, 693 nucleotides long. RefSeq lists its product as uncharacterized. NCBI's taxonomy places the organism in Eukaryota, Viridiplantae, Streptophyta, Magnoliopsida, Malvales, Malvaceae. The record is from RefSeq and is a predicted model, not a curated record.